Fusarium pseudograminearum CS3096 is the source of this 2043-nucleotide messenger RNA. RefSeq lists its product as uncharacterized. Gene Ontology annotation, cellular component: nucleus. Bases 1 to 2043 code for a protein of 680 amino acids. Gene Ontology annotation, biological process: DNA-templated transcription; regulation of transcription by RNA polymerase II. The record is from RefSeq and is a predicted model, not a curated record. The transcript has 4 exons. Gene Ontology annotation, molecular function: RNA polymerase II cis-regulatory region sequence-specific DNA binding; zinc ion binding; DNA-binding transcription activator activity, RNA polymerase II-specific. Lineage: Eukaryota; Fungi; Ascomycota; Sordariomycetes; Hypocreales; Nectriaceae.
AUGGAGCCAAUUCGUCGACGUCGAAGACCAGCUAUGCGAGAGCUGGUUCCUCUUGUUGCCGACGACCUCCCAGCAGCAUCGUUACCGACACCUGAGGAUCAACCUGCCAACGUCUCACAUUCUGGUCAACCAGCAAUUUUCGCGACCUUUUCUCCUUCGGCAUCUACGGGACCCCAAUCGGAUCUCCCAGAACUAGAAGCGCUGAAAAACAAAGUUAAGCUACUUGAAGACCAAUUAUCAAAAUCUUCUGCAGCAACUUUUCAACCGCAGGUCUCAACGCCGAAUUUUGAGACGACAUCAACGCAAUUGGCCGGAACGUUUCAUCUUCAUUCGCAAAGUCAGCCGGGUGGAUUACUGGCAAUUCCUCGUGCUAUUUCUCACAAAACCCGAUUGUUUGGACAAAGCCAUUUUGUGACCGGGUUACCUUUGCUACGGGAUAUUCUCGAAAUCAUCGACAAAAAUACAAACGAGGCCUCAGAUCUUAUCAAAUACUAUCAAAAGUGCAAAGCUCUAGGUAAACGAAUCAAGAAGCUACGCGCUCCCGAAUGGCCGACAAUUCUUACCACACAUCUCGUUUCUCGAGUUGUUUCCGACAGUCUUGUUGAGUGUUAUCUUGGUACAAUAGAGAAGCUCUAUCGUAUUCUGCAUAUACCCACAUUCAGGAAGAACUAUGAUGCUCUCUGGGGUUCAGAAACAGAACCUGACCGAGAGUUUCUCGUUCAACUGAGACUGGUACAUGCUUUGGGCGCGACGACAUACGAUGAGAACUUCUCUCUUCGGUCGUCAGCUAUCCAGUGGAUAUACGAGGCACAGACAUGGAUAUCCGAGCCGGAAUUCAAGUCCAGGCUUGGAAUCCAAUUUCUUCAAACGAACAUUCUAUGGCUUCUUGCCAGAGAAACUUUAUCUAUUGGAGGUGAAACGCUUUGGAUCGCUUGUGGUUCGCUCCUCAGAACAGCCAUGUCGAUGGGCUUGCACCGAGAUCCAACACAUCUCCCUCAAACCCCGACGUUUGUUUGCGAGAUGCGAAGGAGAAUGUGGAAUACUAUACUCGAGAUGUGUCUACAAUCAAGUAUGACGUGUGGAGGGUCGCCAAUGAUAUCAACAGGCGACUUUGAUACCGAACCUCCCAGCAAUUUUGAUGACGAGCAGAUCCUGGCCGAGAAUCCCACACCGAGGCCUGACAAUGUCUUUACCCAGACUUCCACCGCGAGAGCAAUGCGAAAAACAUAUCCGGCUCGUCUGAGUGUAGCCAAGCUGCUCAAUGAUCUUCGGCAGGGCGAUUCGUACCAAGAAACAUUACGCUUAGACUCCGAACUGAAGGCUUCCUACAAAGAAGCAAUUCAGACUCUCCAAAGCUCCAAGAAGAACGAAAUAUCCCCAACGCAGUUCGAGCUAUCGGCGAUAGACUUUGUCAUGCGCCGCUAUCUGGGCGCUCUUCAUUUUCCGUUCUUCGGGAUAUCCCUAACAGAGCCAAGUUAUGCUUUCUCCAGGAAGAUGGCGGUUGAAACCGCUUUUAGGUCAUGGUCAAUUGCACGUGGUACUGCGAAUGAUAAUAGUGAAUUCGCGCGGUUCAUCCUCUGCAGCUCUGGUUUCUUCCGAACCUCGACGUGGCUAGCCAGUUCAAUUCUUCUACUCGAUCUAAGGAACCAAGUACAAGAAGAAGACGCAUUUUCAUCGGCACCAGUCCAAACUGAUGUAUUUAACAUGAUGCAAGACACGACACCAUGGACGUUCCAGUGUAUUCAGGCAGGAGAGACGAACAUCAAGGGUCAUUUGAUAACUUCAUUGGUAUUAGCACAGAUUCAAGGCAUAGUAAAUCGUGUCCCGAAAGAGGACGUCGCUCAGGCUAUGAUUCGGGCAGGUGAGGAGGCAGCGAAGGAGGCUUUGAGUGUGUUUGAGUCGCUAGUGGCGCAGCUAGAGCCUGAUGGUGGGGAGUUCCAGACACUCAGCGACCCAAUCGAUUUCGGAGAGGACUGGAACUUGAUGCUUACUGAUGGGUUUCUGAACGGCGGGGCAGCUGACCCUAUGACAUGGAUCUUCUGA